Magnusiomyces paraingens is the source of this 3045-nucleotide messenger RNA. RefSeq lists its product as uncharacterized. Bases 1 to 3045 code for a protein of 1014 amino acids. Gene Ontology annotation, biological process: chromosome segregation; vesicle transport along microtubule; microtubule nucleation. The record is from RefSeq and is a predicted model, not a curated record. Gene Ontology annotation, molecular function: microtubule binding. NCBI's taxonomy places the organism in Eukaryota, Fungi, Ascomycota, Dipodascomycetes, Dipodascales, Dipodascaceae. Gene Ontology annotation, cellular component: kinesin complex; centrosome; kinetochore. The transcript has 2 exons.
AUGACCACCGCAGAGAAUGAAGCUUACGAAAAGGCAAAAAAUCAUAUUGCCGAGCUCGAAGCAGAGCUCGCUGAUUUCCAGGCGUCCUCUCGUGAACUCGAACAAGAACUUGAGCUUGAACUUCAGGAAUCCGAAGAACGACAUAAAGAAUCCCAGCUACAAAUUAAUAAAUUAACAACUGAAGUUCAAGAUUGGAAGGAUAAAUAUAAAGACCUACAAAAGGAAUAUGCAACUUCACAAGCUUCGUUCCAACGUGAAAUCUCUGCACUCAGAGAUGCUCAUAAACAAUCAAAUCAUCGACUACGCGAAAUUGAAAUGACUAAUGAUGACAUGGAACGCAACGAGCGUAUUGCAAAAUCUACUCUUGAAGACAUGGAACAAAAAUAUCAUUUAUCACUUGAACAGGUUGCUAUGCUUGAAGCUGAGCUCGAAAGUCACGAAGACCUCCAAGUCCAGAUCCAACGGCUUAAAGACGAGCUUAGAGAAACAAAUGAAGAAUUGGCAAUUGCCACAAACCGUUCAGAAACACUUGCUGCUCAAGUAAAGGUUCUUGAAGAUGCUGCUUCUGCUUCUGCUACUGCUUCUGCUACUGUGGUAGCUGUUACAACAUCGAGUCCAGUUUCUAAACGCAUGUCGGUUCAUUCACAAAAUUCUUCAAAAGAUUACUAUUACCAUCAGGAUUCGGAAUAUGUCAAGGGCCAUGCAUAUCGUCACUCCAGUCAGUCCUCAGUAUCAUCCAUAGCAAAUUCAUCUCGCAGUUUACGCAAAGUCCAUGGCAUGCUUGAUCAGAUGAAGAUGCUUGAGUCACGGGUAGCUAACUUCAAGUCCUCCCUUCCUAUUCCAGUUUCUUCAGCACCAACUACCCCGGCAUCUCCAACAUUUCCUUCUUCUUCGAGUAGAGUCCCCAGCAAUGGUGUUAAUACGGCAAAUAAUACCCGGCCGACAUCGCCUGUCCCGACAAUUCCGAAAUCUAAUUCAAGUCAUUUCUUGGCCAUAAUUACUGGACGUGAUCAGCAGCAGCAGCAGCAGCAGCAGCAACAACCCCAGUCACAAUCACAACAGACACAACAGACACAACAAACACAACAAACAGCACCGCCACAGCAAAAGACACAACAACCUUCUGCAAAUGGAAAAACAACGCCAUUAAAUAGCCACAUCCCCGUUAUCAAAUCUAAACCCGGGUCGGCUCGUAAACCCUCAGAUACAGACUUGUUUCUUGUCCCGUACACUGACGAAAACAUGGGUCCCAAUGAUCCUCCGCGCCGCACCUCACGGCCACGGCCCUUUAGCACUAUAGACUUUAACGCGUUAGCUGCACCAGAACCUCAUCAACAAUCAUUUACAAAUGCCACCAAUGGGGCUCAACUAUCAUCACCUCGUGGCUCGUUUGAAGAAGAUAACAAAACACCAACAGAGACCCGGUUCCGAAGAUCGAAACUGCCAAGGCCUCAUAGCUUUGUGAGCAUCAGCAGCUUGGACCCUAGCAUUCAGUUUGUGAGCAGACCUGGCAGUAGUGAAAGUAGCAGUGGGAACAGUAGUAACAGUAACAUCAAUGCAGGGUUUUCUUCAUCACAUGUUUCUGCAACAAUUAAGGCUCGCCGGCGGUCAUCACAAAUAUACCAAAGCAAUACCAUUUCCAAACCAGAAACAGAAACGUCUCAAAAGAAAGAAGAAGAAGAAGAAGAAGAAGAAAACAUUUUGUCUUUGUAUGAAGACAAUCCCAGUCCGUAUCCAAGUCCCAGUAAGUCAAGGCCAGGAAGUGCAAGCAGAUUACGAGCAAGCUUGGGCUUAAUUCCGCGGUCACCGUCAAUGCCUUUGGCGUCCAAGACGCGGUUUUUCAGUCAUGACGUAAUGAAUGCGGCGGUGCCUCCGCCGCCGGUUCCUCCUAUGCCUCGUUUUAAAGUUCAACCCAGCGGUGCGGCAACACAAACGACCGCCACAUCGAUACCCCACCCUGAGAAGCAGAAGCAGAAGAAAAACGGCUUGAGCAUCAACAGUGGCAGGAAAUCAAGAACCGAGAGCUCUAGUAGCAGUAGUAACAUCAGAAAACAGCAACAGCAACAGCAACAGCAACAACAACAACAACAACAACAACACCAACUGCAGCCCCACAAAAACAAUAACGGCCAUGCGCAACCUUCAGGACUUAAUCUGAAUAAUAAUACAACAACAACAACAACAACAACAACAACUGCCACAGCAUCUACGGGUCCUUCCUUUGUGACUCUGCCUGAACCGACUCAGGCUCCGGCCACCAUGAAGCGCAGCUCUUCUGUCAAGCGCGAUGGGAUGUUUACCAAAUGGUUAUCUUCUGGCCAUUCAUCUUCGCCCUCAAUCAAUAAGCAUCAAAUGGGCUGCUCUGCACCGGACAUAAGUACUGUCAAUAAUAGCAAUGAUCAUUUAAUGCCACCGCCUAGAAACCAUUCACGGGCAGGGAAACAUGCAGCAGCUACAGUGAAUGGGACAAACGGAGGAACAUCAUACCCGCCGGUCACUCCAACAUCAUCGGUGCACAGCGGUAGUAGCAAUGGAGACUACACCCAACAACCACUACCAUCAACACCGAAACGCCAUCCUAAUAAUCAAUCUGCUUCACAGGCAUCGCCGUCGACACCGCGGUCCGUGAUUAGUAAUGCGUUUACACGGCGCGCGGGCAAAGAUGGUACUACAAAUUUGUCUUCUUCGCCUAAAACUGAAACAGCAUCUACGCCAGGUUCUAAUAACAAGGCCUCUAAGUCUGUGCCGGCAUUGAUUCGGCCUACAUCUCCGGUGACGACGCCCAGUAAGCGACGUAACUUUUUCCGGGACUUGCACCGGAGUCCGGAGACAGAGAAGAAGAGUAGUGGAGAGAAACAAGGGUCGCCCGGGUCGUUUGCACACCUGCAUGCACAUGCAGCGUUGUUGUCAAGUGGCGGCGGCGGUAGCGCUGGGAAUGUAAGUAAUGUACCGGAUGAGGGUGUUUUGGGGGGUGAUGAGAACUCGGGACGUCGCACUACAUCGUUAUUUUCGCUGUUUCAUGGUCGUCAGGCUACGACUAAGUAA